AUGAGGCUGGAAGGCAAGGUUGCGAUUAUUAGCGGCGGCGCGCGUGGAAUGGGCGCUGCGGAAGCGCGAAUGUUCGCCCGCGAGGGCGCAAAGGUCAUGAUCGGCGAUCUGCUCGAAGAAGAGGGCAACAAAGUCGCCGCCGAGAUUGGCGAGGCAGGUGGCGAGGCGCUCUUCGUCAGGCUUGAUGUAACCGACGAAUCGAGCUGGCAAAGCGCCGUCGAAGCCGCGGUCGAGCGCUUCGGCAAAGUGGACAUUCUGGUGAACAACGCUGCCAUUCUUCGAGUUCAAGGCUUGCUCGAAACCACCGAAGAGAUUUGGGACGAGGUGAUGGACGUGAAUGCCAAGGGCACGUUCCUCGGCACGAAGAGCGUCAUCGCCGAAAUGCGAAAGGCUGGCGGCGGCUCCAUCAUAAACAUAUCGUCUGGCGCGGGCAUCACGGGCAGCGAGCGCAACACCGCCUACCACGCCUCUAAGGGCGCGGUGAGGAUAUUCACCAAGGCAGCGGCGAUACAGUACGCGGGCGAGAACAUUCGCGUGAACUCAGUGCAUCCCGGUCCGAUUGAAACCGACAUGCUUGCGUCAUCUACGUCGGUAGAAGGUGGCAGAAGACCCGAGGACAUCCCUCUCGGUCGCUACGGCAGGCCGGAAGAAGUCGCCUAUGGUGUGCUCUAUCUCGCAUCCGAUGAGUCGUCGUUCGUGACCGGAAGCGAAGUGAUCAUAGACGGCGGGCGCACUGCGGAGUAG
Molecule: messenger RNA, 744 nt
Organism: Geodia barretti
Lineage: Eukaryota; Metazoa; Porifera; Demospongiae; Tetractinellida; Geodiidae
Source: the annotation of a GenBank genome assembly